AUGGCCAGCAGCCCGCAGGCCUAUGAGGUCUUUCGAGCACAGACCGUCAUCGACAGCCUCCCUCUCAGGAUCGAGUCCCUGGCCACCUACCACAAUCGUCUGCUCGUGGGCUCGGACGAUGGCUCCAUCCUCGUCUACACCAUCGAGGACGAGCCCGAGUUCAGCAUCAAUCUCGUCCAGGUCCUGCAGGGGUUCGCCAAAAAGUCCAUCGACCAAAUCGUCCCCAUUCCAGAGCUCGGCUGCUGCUGGGUGCUCUCAGACGGCGCCGCAUCGGUCUACGAGCUGGGCACCCUCUCGCUCAUUGCUCCGCUCCCGUCAGCUCGCGGAUGUAGUCUCGUUUCGAUAUGGAGCCCCCCAACGGUCGAUCGAGGAACCAGCGAGCCACUGUCCCGGCUCUCAACCGGCCUGGUGCAAUCGCCGCGAGACCUUGCUUCAGUCGGGCUGGAGGAAGCCUCCUUUGCUCCCCCGUCGACGAGCGAGCCCGGACGGUUCAAGGCUUGUGUCGUCGUGAAAAAGAGGCUGAUUCUGAUGGAAUACGAUCGCAGGUCAAGAUCGUGGCUCGAGGUUCAGUCGCUCGCCACGGCCGACCGAGUGCGCUCGAUGAUGUGGAUCGACGGAGACAAGAUCGUAGCGGCCCUGCCCAAAUCCUUCGUCUUCAUCAAUCUCCAAACGGGUGCCACGGCCGACAUCUCGUUGCAGGUCGGCACGGCCGGCCGCAACAACCGCCCUGCGAUGGUUCGCAUCUCCGACAACACCAUCCUGGCAUACAACUCGGAAGGUUCCAAGACAAUAUUCAUCAAUCUGGACGGAACAGGUCCGCCGAUCAGCUUCCUGGAGUGGUCUGCAUAUCCCGAGGAGCUCUUCUUUUCGUCUCCUUAUGCGAUCGCACUCACCUCUGUCGGCAUCGAAGUCAAGAGCACAAAGUCAGGGCGCGCCGUGCAGACGCUCGAUUCAUCAACCGGCUGUCGACACCUCGCCAUCGGCGACUCCAUCUACGUCGCCAGCUCGACUUCGGUGUGGAGACUCUUCAUGGUCGACUUCGAGGAUCAGAUCGAGGACCUGAUCGUGCUUGGCAAGCACCAGGCCGCCGAGCAGCUGAUCGAGGAUCUGGAGUUUGCCUCUCCGGAAGAAAAGAAAGCAAACAUCGUCCGGGUGAGGGCGCUGCAUGCCUACCACAUGUUCGCUGUCGAGAAAAAGUACAAGGAGGCGAUCGAGAUCUUGGAGCAGCUGGAUGCCUCGCCCAUCGACGUCAUCAACCUGUUCCCUGACCUCGCCGUCGUCGACCCUGACGAUGAGCCAACCGAAACUGCGCCCGAGUCCGACCCCAAAGCUCUCGAGAUCCUGGUCAUCUACCUCACCGGUCAACGAAACAUUCUGUCCGAGCUCAAGAACAAUCUCGAGGGCCGAUAUGCCGUCGUGUCAGAGCCCCGCCGCAAAGACUCGCUCCGGGCCGAGCUGGAGGAGACCCUGUAUCUGAUGCAGCUGGUCGACACGACGCUGCUGAAAGUGUAUCUGGCCAUCAACGACGGCAUGGUUGGUCCCCUCAUGAACGUGACAAACAGCUGCGAUGUCGAGAUCACCGAGACGCUCCUGCGUGAUGCAAAGAAACUCAAAGCGCUGUUGGAUUUUUAUCGGUCUCGAGGGAUGCACCAAAGAGCUAUGGAGUACCUCACUGCCGAAAUCCAGUCCGACGACCCUCAAGUCAAACUGCGCAUGUGUUCAGAGCUUGUCGAGUACCUGCAGCGCAUCAAGUUCGAUCAACUGGAUCUGAUCCUCGAAUACUCCCUUCUGGUGAUCCAGAACGCCCCCGCGCUGGUGGCCAGUAUAUUCGUCGAUCGGUUCGAUGAGGUCACCCUAGCCCAGGCGUCCAAAAUCCUGAUCCACCUCGACCACCACUCGCCCGAGUCAUCGCUGCCGUUCCUGAAGCACAUUGUUACCGACAUGGACAUGCGGUCCAAAGACUUGCACAAUCGUCUGGCGCUGGGAUAUUUCAACCAGCUUGCUUUACUUCGAAAGCGAGCGGCAGACCAGGAGAAUCAUGACCAGACACUUGCCGCGAGCGAGUCGAAUGAAUGCGAAAAGGAUCUCGUCGAAUUCCUGGAAAAGUCCGACCUAUACGCACCCGAGCUCAUCCUCCGACGGAUCCCAGACGACGAUUUCUUUGAGGAGCGCGCCAUCUUGUUCCGCAAGCUCAAGAGAUACCCAGAGGUCCUGAAGAUCUAUGUCGAAAAGCUGAAGAAGUACUCUGCUGCCGAAGCGUUUUGUGAAAAGUACUACAACUCCCACGACGAGCACAGCAGAGAGGUCUUCCAUCACCUGAUGAUGCUCUACAUUGGCCUGACCAGCCGCGGCGAGAUGGACAUGGAGGACGUUGUCCAGUAUGUGAAGAAAUACGCACCCUAUCUGCACGUCGAGGAGGUUCUCAAGGUGCUUCCCGAGUCGCUCAACCUGGCGGAGAUGAUGGGCUACUUCUCCAAGGCCCUCCAGAGUGUCUACGAGGCCUGCCAUGCCAGCCAAAUUGUGAAAAACGUGCAUCUGGCCGAUCGCCUUCAGAUCCAGGAGCAGUUGUCGUACUACCAGUCCGGAAAAGUGUACAUUGAUGACGAUAAGAUGUGCCAGUCGUGUCUGAAGAAGAUCUCGGGCUCGGUAUUCGCGCGGUAUCCAGACGGGCUUGUGGUGCAUGUCUACUGUGCCCGCGAAGCCGUCUCGGAGUGA
Molecule: messenger RNA, 2715 nt
Organism: Polychytrium aggregatum
Lineage: Eukaryota; Fungi; Chytridiomycota; Chytridiomycetes; Polychytriales
Product: vacuolar sorting protein 39 domain 2-domain-containing protein
Exons: 16
Coding region: 1-2715 (904 amino acids)
Biological process (GO): autophagy; vesicle-mediated transport; endosomal vesicle fusion
Cellular component (GO): cytoplasm; fungal-type vacuole membrane
Source: RefSeq, a predicted model, not a curated record